Molecule: messenger RNA, 1401 nt
Organism: Cyanistes caeruleus (blue tit)
Lineage: Eukaryota; Metazoa; Chordata; Aves; Passeriformes; Paridae
Gene: DNAAF6
Product: dynein axonemal assembly factor 6
Biological process (GO): flagellated sperm motility; axonemal dynein complex assembly
Cellular component (GO): cytoplasm
Molecular function (GO): protein-folding chaperone binding; dynein intermediate chain binding
Source: RefSeq, a predicted model, not a curated record
CCGGAGCCGCCCGACAGCGGGGACGCGGUGACGAGGAUUUGUCCGUGCGGGUCCCUUCUCCCCCCCCUGCGCCUGGAGCCGGGCCGGUCCGAUGGCCGGGGAGGAUUUUAGGAAGAGUUCUGCCAGGUGAGCAGUGGGUAUGGAUAUUGACAGCGUGUUCUCAGGCUCUUCUCUGCAGAGCCUUGCCAAACUGCUCCGUGAUGCUCCAGAAGAGGAUGAUGAUAAUGAUGAUGACGAUGAUGUGCCACGCUGUUCUGUUGGUUCCAUGACUCCUGGAAGUGUUGGACCAGUAAAGAAAGAAACCACCAGUACUUUUCAAGUGAAAUCUGAAAACAAGAAAACCAUUUGGAAUACAGAGGAGGUCCCAGAAGGAUCUGAAUUUGAUGAUACCUGGGACCCUAGAGAAAAGCCAGAGUAUGAGAUUUCAUUCAAGCAGCAUGUGGGAACAGAGGAUGUCUUCUUUGGGAUGACUGGGAAAGACCCCUCCACUGCCUGCUGUGAAGAUAUAGUGAUUAAAAUCAAGCUGCCAGAGACAAAGUACUCAGACAUCACAUUAGACAUCCAGGACAAGGUUCUUGACCUUCGAACUCCCAAAAAGAAGCUGCUGCUGCACCUCCCCUACCCUGUGAACAGCAAGGAGGGUAGAGCUCGUUUUCUCUCUGAAGAGGAGAUCUUGGAAGUCACCUUGAGAGUAUCAAGGAAGUUUGAUUUCAUGAAUUUUUCUGAUGGAUAGAGAGAUGGAUAGAGAAAGUUUGCAAAAAGUAAUGUUUUAGUUUGAAGUCUUUUGGAAACCCAGCUUGUUCUGAAAUAGUAGAUUUUUUUCCCUUGAACAGUCCAGGGGAAUGUCUCUGGAGAAAUGAGUCAGGAGGAACACAGUUCCCACAGGUUCUAACAGCUGAUGCUGUCUGGCUCUUACACUGCCCUGGUUAACUUUGUGCUUCCUUCAGUCUGACACAGACCCUGUGAAUCAGAAAGUGGAAGAUUUCAGUUCUGUAAGCCAGAGAAAGCCUUUUGUAUGGCUGUGGCUGAGAAGUAGCACAGUGAGGCUCUGGACAAUGAGUCUGGUGCUUUGGUACCAUUUCAAGACUUGCAGUGUCCUUGAAAUGUGCCAAUGUCCUUGCUCGGUCUCCAGUGCUGGGAGUGGGGCCAGUUCAGAAUCUUCUCUUGCCUAUUUCUUGGUGAGAAGAUCAAAGUUCUUCUCUUCCUCCACAUCUGAGGCUCUUUUAUACUGGCAGAACAAGUUAACCAGCUAUAGUUGGAUUGCUGAACAUCUCAGCUCUUUUGAACAGUUUUUUGACAAUUUAUGGUUCAGUGUUGUCUAUUCAUCUGCUGUCCCUCCACCUAUUUUUCUGAUCUUUCUUGAUUAAUAAAAUAAGAGGUUCUAAGGAACAGUUCCAAUUA